UUUGAAGUCAAGUGGAGGUCAUCACUGAUAUCAAGCAAUGCAGAUUGGGUGCUUCUUUCUCAGAGACCUCAGUAUACAAACAGUUCUUUGGAGUGAAGGUUUAAGAGUAAAAUGGUUGAGACGGAGGCCUAUCAAGGGGACCAGGGGAUGGCAGUGCGCAAGCCAUCCCCUGCUGCAGCAGACCUGGUCUCCACCCUCAAGAAGGCCCUCUUCAUCAUAGGGUCAACCACUAUUGUCUUUGUUGCUCUGAGGAACAGUCUUACAUAUCAUCUGCAGCACUUCUGGGGAGCUUCUGGUGACUUCUGGCAACACCAGUGGGACAAAAUCCUUCAGACUUUUGGAGAUGAUCCUUACUUCCUCAUGGUUUAUGGGUCUACAAUCGUGUCCUACUUUGUCUAUUGGAGCAUUGGCAUCCUGUACACGCUAAUGGACACGACAAACAAGCCAGCCUUCCUCCGUCGAUAUAAAGUGCAACCAGGAACAAAUGAACCAGUUGAACCUUGGAAGCUUGUAAAGUGUAUCCUUUGGGUACACUUCAACCAGUUCUUCGUGGGUAUUCCAUUCUCCAUUGCCAGCUAUUAUUUGCUUGCUCUGCGCGGCUACGACCAGUCCCCACAGCUGCCCACUUUCCAUUGGGUACUCUUCGAGCUUAUUAUUUGCAUUUUGCUUGAAGAAGUUGGAUUUUACUACUCACAUAGGCUGUUCCACCACAGGCUACUCUACAAGCACUUCCACAAGAUGCACCAUGAGUGGCAGAGCCCCAUCGCCAUCACAGCCAUUUAUGCCCACCCUCUGGAGCACAUCUGUUCCAACCUCUCGCCAGUAUUCCUUGGCCCACUGGUCCUUGGCUCACACGUUGCUACUGUCUGGCUGUGGGUUAGCCUCACCAUCCUCAGCACCCUUAAUGCCCAUAGUGGGUAUCAUCUGCCAUUCUUCCCAUCACCUGAGGCUCAUGACUUCCAUCACCUGAAGUUCAAUCAGUGCUAUGGUGUAUUAGGGGUGCUUGAUCUCCUCCAUGGCACAGAUGACAAAUUCCGUGCCUCGAAGUGCUUCUCCCGCCACCUGAUGAUGCUGUCUCUCAUUCCCCCCCGUGAGGCAUAUCCUGAUGAUGAGCCUAAGGGCAAGACUGUCAAAGGGAAACAGUGUUAGUUAUGCAAGCUGGGCUCUGUGGGGAGCAAGAAAAUGAGAAAAAAGAUUUAAGUAUUGUUGUCUUACCAUUCCUUCAUAUAUAAGCUCUAGUAUGAAAUGUGCCACUGCUACAGGUGUCUUAAGAAUGGCCACAUAGUGUGAUAUUGAGAAAUUGAUGUCAUAGAGGUUGUAACUGAUUUAUUCCUGGAUUGGAAAUCUCUAAUUAGCAACAAUUAUCACAAAGUAAAUAACAAAGUACUUAGCGGACAGAAAUAGAAUGCCUAACAACUUAAUUUCUCUCAUAUGAAAUGUAAGGAAAAACAUCACUUGGUACAAGGAAAUCAAUCUUAUAUCAUAGUCAUAUUGAAAACAUUUAUAUUUCAAAAUAUCAUCUUAUGCAUCAUUGUACAUGAUUCAUAAUUAACAAAAUUAACUCUGGGCCAUCUCACUUCUGAAGACAGGCUAGAAAUAUUAUGCAACAUAAUCUUAUACCUUCAUUCUAUAAUUAAUGGCAUUUUGGGCUUCACAAAUAAGUUUUGUGAAGUUUAACUUGUAUGACAGAUACUGGAAACAAUUACCUUAUAUAUAAGGAGUCAAGGUUUUGUGGUGUACUGAAAUUCCUCAAAUAAGAUCGCUUCUCCCCAAGGGUUCUUGUCUGCUGUCUACCAUCUGCCCAUCUUGAUUAAACUUCUGCUUCCUAUAAAAAAAUUGAAAUAAAAUGAACAAAAUCUUUGUCAAGCAUGCUGGCUUUCUAUCAUAUGGUUGGACCUUUUCCUACACUUCCCAUGGACUAAAGGUGUAUUAACUCUUUAAACAACUCUCUCUUUUGCAUUAAUAAUUUCUGAACUUUCAUGAUACUUCCUCACAAAAAUGCAAUAAUUCCAGAGAUACAUUUACAAAAUAUUUGGAGACAUCAGUAAUCACCUAACUGGAUGCUUCUGAAUUAGUUAACUUUUAACUCAGUGAUGGAGAAUGCCAUCCUAAUGUGGAAAACAUCAGUAUGAAAAUGAAAAGAAAUAAACAAUUACUUUGGUUGAUUUUUAUUAUUUAUUAUUCAGUUACAUGAUUUAGCUAUGAUUAAGUAUCCAUUAAAGUUUGGAGUCUUAUGGGAAAGAAAGAGAUAUCUGGGUUGAGUGAGGGGGAAGAAAUAUGAUAUGCAUGCAUUGUACGUUUCAAAGUGAACUUCUUGCAACUGCAGGCACUAUUCUUGCAUACAUUUGUGUAUGGCCACCAACAGGAUGUACUCUAGAGGGCAUAUCUGUGUAGUAGACAGCUGUGUUUAUCUUUUACUUUUUCUUGUGCUGCCUAGGUAUUAUGAAGGAUGUAAGAGUUUGAUUCACAAUAACUAGGGUUUGCCAUGCCUUUCCCACUGGACCUGUGGGACUUCAUGUGUCGUUGAUAUGUAUUGGAAUGUUGUAGUCAGAAGCUUUAAGAAUUUAAGGGAUAGCACGUAUAAGUACACUAUAUAAAUAUCUUACCCUGAAUACUAAUAUGUAAUUAAUUGCAUCGAUAAUGACCAUAGCUUCCAUGCCUGUACUUUCCAUAUACAGGACUCAAUAGCAGGUGCUAGGGUCUGUUGUUGUAAUACUAUUAUUUCUUUCUCUUUUUAAUAUUUUUUGUUUGUUUGUUUUCCCAUUUUUUCUUUAUAUUCAUGCAGGGAAUAAUGCUAAGCACAACCAACAAUAUCACUUAGGAAUAAAGUAAAUGAUAAUAUAGAUACAAGGCAAUGAGCUUACAGGUGAUAUACUAUAUAGGAACUUUACAAGGAUUUAUCUUCCCAGUUUGUGCAGUUCUGAUAAGCCUAUACACCCUCAGGAGUAUUGAGAGAGGAAUGGGUGUUGUGAAAUUGAUACGUGGGGUGUUUGGGGCUGAGUGGAAGGGUAAAAAGGGUAUGUGCAUUGAUGGAUUGGUGGAUGGGGAAGUAAGGGCUUAGUGGCAAGAUGGAAUUGAUUGAAUGCUUGACAGUGCUCUAUGGAAGGGUAGAUGGGAAAUGAACAUAAGCAUGUUCAUGGUAGAAGGUGUGGCUUAUCUGCCACCUUCUUUAGGUUGUUAUGAAGGAAGUGGUUUCAUGCUGGGCUGAUUGACUCAGUUGUCUCUCUGUUUUUGUGGUUGUUUUCAAGAGUCAGCAUGUCACAAAUUUGUCAUCAUCUUUACCAUACCUAAAUGUGCUUUAUUUAAGAAUGAUGAAUGGCCUAUAUUAUUGUCUAUAUACAGGAUUUGCUUGUUGCUGCUGCACUUACCUAGGGAAGUAUGACUUUUCCUCUUAUUUUCCUUCUCCUUUGACGUUUCUUUUUUGUAGGAUUAAUGUUACCUUUAUCUUAUGUCAGUAUUUAUCUAUCAAGUUGAUACUUAUACAUAUUAGAAAAGGAUACAUUUUCAAAAUAUCUCCAAACUUGAAGAUUUUUGAAGGUAGAACUUGUAGAAAGGCCAGAAAACAUUUCCAUUUUUCAUUUGAAGAUAUGCUGUGGAACUCACUCUGUGCACGUCCAUUCUCUGCAGUCACCAUACAUAGGAAGAUGACUGUGUUUGUUUUUUCCAUUUUUUUCUGACUGGUUCCCUAGCUAGUCCACCAGUCAAGGAGUAUGCUGAAGCAGAGUGGCUGAUCUAUUUACUCAUUCAACUUGAUAGUUCUUAUAGUCAAUGCAAUUUAGAUAUUAGGAUGGUAAGAAGAAGACCGGUGUUAGUUUUAUAUUUAUAUUUGUACAAGAAUGUAUAUGGAUAUAUGAAUAUAUAUAUUUAGGUACCCCUUUUAUUGUUCGUAAGGCAGAAAUUGAUAUGAGAGAACAAUGCAAAGACAUUAUGUAUGUAUUUAUACAUAUAUUUUUUAUUUUUUACAAAGAAAUUUAUAACAUUCACUGUUUGAAAUUCACUUGCAGUUCAGAUUUUAUGUUAUUUUAUUUAUUAAUUCAAAGAAGGAAUCAUCUUUCUAACAUAAUAUCUUUCUAUCUGUACAUUUACCUAUAAUACUUCAUCGCUCAAAUGCAGUUCAUGCCGCACUUUGUCUUUCUUUGCAUAAAGAAUGAGAGGACAUUAUUUAAAUUACAGAAAUGUACAGGUACACAUCAGUACUGAAACAAGUGAAUACAUGAACAACAAAAAAUGAGUAAAUCUAGGGACGGAAAAUGCCCUCUAAAUGAAGUUGUCUCUUGUAGCUUUUAACUGCUGUUGUCUUUUCCAAAAAAUUGGAAAUAAUAGUCUUUCCUAAAAAAGGCUUCCAAAAUAAGGAAUUCUGCAAUGUGGGGAUAUUUCCCCAUGUUUGGAAGUUGCAAAAGAAUGAUUAUUUGAAAUUUUUGUGUAAGUGCAUUUAUUUCUAGAUAUAUUUUUCAUGUGUGAUACAAAGGAAGAGUGAUUUUGAUGUGCUUCCUGACAAAGACACAGCGCCUGAAAGCACUAAAAAUUCAUAUAUAACUUUUCUUCCAGCCGUAUUUGCUAACUGCUUGUAAAAUUUAGCAUAAUAAAGCUUAGAAAGAAA
Molecule: messenger RNA, 4600 nt
Organism: Penaeus vannamei (Pacific white shrimp)
Lineage: Eukaryota; Metazoa; Arthropoda; Malacostraca; Decapoda; Penaeidae
Product: fatty acid hydroxylase domain-containing protein 2
Biological process (GO): sterol biosynthetic process
Cellular component (GO): endoplasmic reticulum membrane
Molecular function (GO): iron ion binding; C-4 methylsterol oxidase activity
Source: RefSeq, a predicted model, not a curated record